CCUCUGGCACGUGGCCCCCGGAAGGCAGCCCAGCAGGGAACGCGGCCCUUGGGCUGCAGAGGGGUCCUCUUCGCCGGGGCAGGCAGACGGGCCGAGGCUCCGACCCCAGGACAGGGCAGCUCCCUAGAGUUACCCUUCGCAUGCCGGAAGCGCAGGGGCCAGCCAGGCGGGGAGGGGCGGCGCCGGUUCCCGAAGCGGCCGAGGGAGGCGCCUGGAGAGGGUCGCCGCAGGCCUUCCUUCCAGAGAGCAUUGGUUUUCCACUUGUCGCCUGUAGGUGUCUGGAGGGCAUGGGCUGAUCUUUGGACGAUGGGCAUUUGCCACGGCGACCUUCUGGCACUGCGGUCCUGCUGCUCCAGAACGCGGCUGCUGACUAGAGGCACCAGUUGCUCAGGGUUGGUGCUGGAACCUUUGGCUGAUGCCCGACAGCCCUAGUUGGGCAGAGACAAGCCUGCUGCAGCAAUUGUUCCUCUGACGCGGGCAGGCUGAGGGCUAAGAGGCUUCCUGGGACCAGCCUCACUAUCAGGUGCCGUGGCGGCCGGCAUUGGCACGCACUUGACCUGCGGGAAGGUCUUCAGGGACACACCUUCGUUGGCCAUGCCUGCGCAGGGGCUCCUGGUGCUGUGCCAAGUUGUUAUCCUGGCCCUGCUGAGUUCAGCCAGGCAGCCUCCCAACAUUGUCCUCAUUUUUGCUGACGAUCUGGGCUUUGGAGAUCUGGCCAGCUACGGGCACCCCAGCUCCACAACGCCCAACCUGGACAAGAUGGCAGCCGGGGGCCUGCGCUUCACUGACUUCUAUAGCAGCAGCCCUGUGUGCAGCCCUUCGCGGGCAGCCCUGCUGACGGGACGCUACCAGACGCGCUCCGGCGUUUACCCCGGCGUGUUCUACCCUGGCUCACGGGGAGGUCUCCCAUUGGCCGAGGUGACUGUGGCGGAGUUGCUGAAAGGGCGGGGCUAUACUACCGCCAUGGUAGGCAAAUGGCACCUGGGAGUAGGACCCAAUGGGAUGUUCCUGCCCACACACCAAGGGUUUGACCACUACUUGGGGGUGCCCUACUCACAUGACCAGGGCCCCUGCCGGAACCUCACCUGCUUUCCCCCCAGCACCCCGUGCUUUGGGAACUGCGACCUGGGCGUGGUCCCCGUCCCUCUGCUUUGGAACCAGACCAUCAUCGAGCAGCCCCUCUCCUUCCCUCGCUUGCAGCCCCGCUACGUUGCCUUUGCCCGGGACUUCAUCAGGGCCUGCGCCCGCCACAACCAGCCCUUUCUGCUCUAUUAUGCCUCCCACCACACCCACUACCCCCAGUUUGGGAGCCAAGAGUAUGUGGGCCGCUCACCCAGGGGCCCUUUUGGAGACGCCCUCCUUGAGUUUGACGGAGCCGUGGGGCACAUCUUGCAAGCACUGCAGGAGAGCGGGGUAGAGAACGACUCCCUGGUGUUCUUCACGUCCGACAACGGCCCUGAGAUGAUGCGCAUGUCCCGAGGGGGCAGUUCUGGCCACCUCAAGUGUGGCAAAGGCACAACCUACGAGGGCGGGAUGAGGGAGCCUGCAGUGGCCUACUGGCCAGGCCGCAUUGCCCCAGGUGUGACCCACGAGCUGGCCAGCACCCUAGAUAUUCUACCCACGGUGGCAGCUCUGACCGGGGCACCCCUCCCCAAUGUCACGCUGGACGGCUACGACCUCAGCUCUCUUCUCUUUGGGAGCAGAAAGAGCCCCCGUCAAGCCGUGUUCUAUUACCCGCCAGCCCCAAGCCAGUUGCUUGGCGUCUUUGCAGUCCGCUACGGAAAGUACAAAGCCCACUUCUUCACACAAGGUGCCUUCCACAGUGACACAACACCUGACCACGACUGCCACGGGACCACCCCUCUGAUGGCCCAUGAGCCCCCGCUGCUGUUCGACCUGGAGUCAGAUCCUGCAGAGAAUUACAACCUCCUUCAGGCAGAGGCCGUGGGGCCUGAUGUUCUGGCUGUCCUGAAGGAGGUCUGGCUUCAGAAGGCGCUUUUUGAUAGGCUGAUGGAGUUUGGGGAGAGCCAGCCUGGGCGGGGCAGCGACCCCUCGCUGGAGCCCUGCUGCAGCCCUCGGUGCAGCCCAAAGCCUUCAUGUUGCAGCUGCGCUUCAGCCUCUUAGCUGCCACCAUGCCUUGCAGAAGCUGCUGCUGCCUGCCCAACUCUGUACAUGUGCAGGUGGGCAGUUGCUUUCGUUUCACAAACUCUAUUAAUGGGGCUUCUAACACCAUUUUCCGUGAGGGUAAUUCACAUGAUAAGGACAUAGGACACCGCCUUCUACUGAGUUGGACCCUUGGUCCAUCUAGCUGUGUAUUGUCUACACUGAUUGGCAGCGGCUCUCCAGGUUUUCAGACGGAGUUCUCUUCUAACUCUACCUGGAGUUGCCAGGGAUCUAAUGUAUGCAAGGCACCGGACCUCAGUGUUUCCUUCUGAAGUGGCGAUGUUGCUUUGAGAUGUCAUUCCACCCCUUCUGCUCUGCCAUAUUUCAGGUUGUAAGCUCCUUGGAAAAGAGGCCUGUCUUAGUUUUGUUUUAUAUUGCUCUGUACAGCCCUGUGUAAACUGAUGGUGGUGUUUACCAUGCCCUGUCAAGCACUGAAGCCUGGUAUUGGCUGUGAUGCAGAAAGUACCAGUUCUUGCCAGCAGCCAGUCACAUUCCCAAAACACAUGCAGCACCGGGAACUGAGGGGGAGAAAUGCCUUCGGUGUCACUUUACGGAAGCCGUUGGAGUCCUUCAAGAGGCGGCUGGACAGCCACCUGUCAGGAAUGCUUUGAUUUGGAUUCCUGCAUUGAGCAGGGGGUUGGACUGGAUGGCCUUAGAGGCCCCUUCCAACUCGACUAUUCUAUGAAUCUAUAAGUGAGGGAGCAGGAAUGUGCACUCUUUAACAGGAAAUGCUCCCCGUAAGACCUGUUUACAACUAGAAUAGGGGCCUCCUCAACCCCCCCCAAGGGCGCUUGAGUUCCCACCCCUAGGGAGGGAAAUCUGCCCCACUGCACGUUCAAAAGAGGAAGGAACACCUUCACAAUAAUCUUCCUCCUGAGGUAGCUCUGGACUGGCAGUGCAGGAGCAAGGCCUUGGAGGUGGUUGCAGCUGGUGUUGCCUUUGCACCAACGUCCUCUGUAGCACUUUUGCGUGUUCACAAGUGACCUUAGGCUGCUUGACCAAUCCUUGGCUGCUUUCUCCCCAGUGGAGAGCUUUGUAAGAAGCAUUUAUCUUGUGUGUGGGUGUGCACAUGGUGAACUGAGGAAUUGCAGUUUGAUUUCUAUGGAAUGCAGAUUGUAAUUUUUAAAAAACUGCAAUAUAGGAAAUGAAAGCAGCUUGAAUAGCUGCAGUUAAAAUGACAGUGCUUACUAAAUCAACAUUUUUUAUUUCCAAUAUGGAUCCCAGACAUGCAAUUGAAUAUUUGGCAAAGCAAAAUAGAAUCGUUUUAUUUUGUCAAAGAAAAAACCCUGGAUCAGCCAACAAUAUUGUUACAGGCAAACAGGAUGGGAGGAGGGCUGGAGAAUAUCUCAUAUCCACCCUUAUUAUGAAGCCAAUCAAUUAUAUCACUUGAUUUCUUUUUUGAGAGACGAUGGGGAAAAGAGAUGGACAUCAAUAGAAAACAAACGUUUUAAAGGGUACACUCUAAGCUCUUUAUUUUAUACACAACAAAAUAAACAAACCACAGCUCAAAUACAGGACAAUCCCUUCACAGCAGCCUUAUAUCGAUGUUGGUCUCGCAGAGUAAAAUCAAUUUCCUCAUGGGUCUCUCCACUGACACCUUCCAUCCACAUUUUUUAAAAUAAAUAUAGAAUAUUUCCAUUGCAAGACUGGAAGUCUAAAGGCCUUUAUAGGCCAAGGGAGUUUUGCAAAGACGGCAGGAUGUUAUCUGAGGAAGAAGCUAGGGUAAUCUUAAAUGAAGUUCCUUAGGAUGGUUUCAGUGGUGACAACUGACAGCUUUUCUGACAAAGGAAGAAACACAAGCAACGAAAAAGCUGUCAGCUUUUGGAAUGAUGGUGGUUAACAACAUCUGCAGCUAAAAGGUCAAAUCUCUAACAUUUAUACUCUGUUAAUAGACAAAGAUUUGGCAAAUCUCACAGGCCUUAAACAGCUAUGGGAAAAUGACAUAGGUAUAGUAUUGUAUACCCUGGGGCAUGUAUGUGAUUGCUAUAACCAUUAUGCAAGGCUGCCUUAUUGCUUUUAUAUGUAUAAGUGCUUUUAGGAGGGUAAGAUUUAAUAGUUAAGCUCAUAAUGUUGUCUUCUGUAGCUUGGACACCUGCCAGAGAACUAGUUUGUUAGAAGAUGAGGUUGCGGAACAGCCAGUGUCCCUCAGCUGGGCCUUAUCUAUGAGGAGGCUAGAUGUAGCCUCAAGAACACCUCUUUGAAGCUCAUCUAGUCAGCCACUAACAAGCUGCAUGUGCUGAGAACCGGUAGCACAUGUGAUAGGAGGGUGGUAGGGAGGGAAAGGACCGUUUGAUGUACAGUAGCCUUGGCACUGAUCCAGUUAGCUCUAAUGAGCUACAUGUGCCAAGGAUGGGCUGCACGUGCUGAUUAACAGUAGGACACGUGCCAUGGAAAGAGUAGCAUAGAGAGGUCAAGAUGUGCUUUGGCACCAGACCAGUGUCCUCGCACGUAAAUAGGGUGAUCCAUCCGGUGCCUGGACACCCCAGAUCAAGGGACGGGGAUACUUCAAAGGUAGUGAGAUAGUAGUCAUUGUCUAUUAGGCAUAGGGCAGCUUUGAUGCCUAGUCUGAUUAAUGAUGUACCCUGUCAAGAUGUGCUGAUUUGAUGUUAGAUAUAGCUAAUGAUGCAUUCCGUCAUUGUGUAUGCCUUGCCAAGAUUUUCUCUAUAAAAGGUGCCUGUGCCGUGAGCUCAGGGUGCAGACCUUAACGCCUCUAUGUGAGAGACCCUGGGUCUGUUCCACUGGGUAGGCAAGCCUGUUGUGGCCCAGCUCAGCAUACAGACUGCAGGUGCCAUGUGGGAACCUUGCAGCCUGUUCCAUUUAUUGGGUAUGCUGGUGUGCUUGCUAAAUUACUCAAUAAACGUCUCCUUGAGAGUAAA
Rhineura floridana is the source of this 5039-nucleotide messenger RNA. RefSeq names its product arylsulfatase A (gene ARSA). The transcript has 9 exons. Gene Ontology annotation, molecular function: arylsulfatase activity. Bases 595 to 2124 code for a protein of 509 amino acids. The record is from RefSeq and is a predicted model, not a curated record. Lineage: Eukaryota; Metazoa; Chordata; Lepidosauria; Squamata; Rhineuridae.